Messenger RNA from Prorocentrum cordatum, 1183 nucleotides. The record is from the annotation of a GenBank genome assembly. Lineage: Eukaryota; Dinophyceae; Prorocentrales; Prorocentraceae.
UGGCUCAAGGUAAUCGGCGGCUCAAGCUUUCUCAGUUCGGAGCGUGCUGUUCGCGAAAGGGAGGUCGUGCUGGGAUGGAAGCCUUGGUUUCGCUUUGCAGGUAUGAGGCUGCCGCGCCAGGCUGGCGCUUUGAAAUGGAAGUGCUCGUCGUGUUUAUCUUCUCGACAACCUUCCUGUGGAACUUCGUGACCCCCUGCUGCUUUGAACUUGACUAGAUGAAGGUCGCCAUGGACGCAUGGACGACGUUCCCUGGCGUUGGAUCCAAGAGGUGUGGACAUGGAUCUACAUCAUCCCUCAGGACAUUUGGUUUUGUAUCUUGCUCUGGGUUGUGGUCCAGCACGGUAAGCUGAAGCUCGGAAAGGACGUCGAUGGACCAGAGUUCAGCACUGCCACUCGGUUCUCGAUGUUGUUCUGCUGCGGCGUCGCCACAGGCCUGUUCUACUACGCAGUUGCGGAGCCGAUUUCAAGGGUUGGGUCAGCCCGAGGUUUCUGUCCGCGCUCCCAGGGCUGCGGCAGCGUGGACGAAGACGCGACGCACGCACCGUUGGUGAGCGUCUUCCAAUAGGGCGUGCAUGGCUGGAUCCCCCACGUUGAAAUGGAAGCCACGCUUGGCAUCAUGACAUACCGGCGUGGGUACCCGAUGACCGUCCCAUUCUGCGCUCUAUCCUCUUAUCGGCGUAACGUUUGCGGCUGGAUGGGAAACGCCGUGGAUGCCGUCUCAAUCGUCAUUUCUAUCGCAGGCAUCUGCACGUCCGUCGGCCUAGGCGACAUGUCGAUCAACGCCAGCCUGCAGCGCCUCAGCUGGGGGAAGCACCACGGCGAGAACUUUGCAAUUCCGAACGAUGCCAAGUAUGCCGAUUCUGGAUAUGGUGGCCAAGAAUGUUCCUAUGAUGAUGGGCAGGAAUCUUACGGCAUUCAGUGAUACAGGGCAAUCGUGAUCUUUAGCCAUUCUGAUCAUGACCUGCUUGUCGACCAUGUCGGUGGUGAUGGGCCUUGGCUCUGGCAUCGAGUUCCUUUCACAGUGCGCCUUCGCAAUGGGGAGCUUCUUGAUGCUUGCCGUGGCGUUUAACACCGAUACCUGCCUCAUUCUGGACAAUCGUGAAUCGUGAAUCUUUUGGAUUCCUUUGCACUUGGGAAUCAUGAAUCAAUCGUGAAUCUUUUGGAUUCCUUUUGAAUCGUGAAU